UCAGAACUUAGGGUGCUAGGAUCGGUGUCGCUGCAAGAAACCGGCCAACGAACACCCCCUGAGGUCUCUCUGGCCCCCUGAAGUGGCAGUGCGUGGUGGCAUUUAACUAGCCGUCGGUUAACCUGAUCCAAGUCCGCAGGCGCUCCGCCGUCAAAGGGAGGCCACCAACAUCGAAGGAUAUCGACGACACCGAUUUUGGAGGCAGAAUGCGAACAGUGCGCGCUAAGCCGGCGAUGCCCACAGCACCGGUGCGGGGGGCCAAGGCGAUCGAUCGUCUUCUGACGGUGGCCUACAUUCUGGUCACUGCCGGGGCCAUGAUCAGCUUCGUCGGUGCCGGUUUGCCUCCCGUCCUAAAGGCAUGUCCCCGGAACACGACCGACCUCAAUCAGUGCAUCAUCGACGUGGUCACGGAGCUGCGACCCCGUCUGGCCACCGGGGACUUGGGUGAGAACUUUACCAUCACGUCACUGGAACCGAUCACGAUCGACCGUCUGACCAUCGAGCGGGGCGAGAACUUUAAAGCCAACUUCACCAACUUCCGCAUCAGUGGGGCCACACACGAGAAGACGGGAUUCGUCGUGAAGAAGCUAAAGACCGAUCUGAACACACGCCAAAUCAACGCCACGCUGCUGCUGCCGAAGCUGCAGGUCAACUCCAAGUAUGACCUCAAGAUGAGCAUCCUGGUACUGCAGAUCAAUGGCAAGGGAGACCUGCAGGUGAAUCUGACCGACACCCGCGUGAGCCUGAAGCUGACGUUCUACAACGAAACGGUCGACGGCGAGGAGUACUUCCGCUUCAACCCGAUCACGCUGCGCGUCAAGUUCGGCAAGGCACGAUUCUACCUGAAAAACCUCUUCAACGGCGAUCCGACGCUCGAGGCGAUCGGCAAUCAGGCGAUUAACGAAAAUCCGGACGUGCUGCUCGACGAGGUGAAGAACGGCAUAGAGGAAAACUUGGCGCAGCUCUUCUCGAAGAUCGCUUCCGAGGUCGUGAAGGAUGCACUGUUCGAUGAGGUUUUCCCCUGGAGCUAAGGUGUCCGAGAGCCUUCGAUUGGAUAUAAACCAACAGAAGUGAAAAUGUACCAUGGAUUCUGUUCAGGCAAAGUGUUGUUGUGGUAAGGAAGAAAAAACGAGAACCAAUGUCAAUAAAUG
Messenger RNA from Anopheles bellator, 1151 nucleotides. Its product is annotated as circadian clock-controlled protein daywake-like. Bases 207 to 1031 code for a protein of 274 amino acids. The transcript has 4 exons. The record is from RefSeq and is a predicted model, not a curated record. NCBI's taxonomy places the organism in Eukaryota, Metazoa, Arthropoda, Insecta, Diptera, Culicidae.